AAUCUUUCCUCCCCUCGCCUGUGGCCACAGCGGUGCUAAUCAUACUGUCGUUAACAUGAUGAGAAGUGUGCUGUUCAGUCAGGAUUCAGAAUAAAAGGUGUGACAGGCUGUGAUGCAGGGAGAUGAUUGUACCUCUUUUUGUCAGACAAAUUACAGCCGUGCCAGAGGUGAUUGGCUGUUCAUACAUUUCUCACAGUCUCUCUUUAGUAGCUGACUGGGUGUUGUGACCGCUGGUUUCCUGUCUGAAAGUUGAGCAGAUGUGAGGCAAGAUCAGCUGGGGUGUCGAGAUGCUCUUUCACUGUUUGGUGCUAAUAGGAAUGCACUAUCUGCCUUCCAGAAGCUGCGGUACAUAUCCAGCUGGCACACAGGUUGCUGGCUAAGGGAAACAGCCGAUAAUGCACGGCACCUGCUCUGGAGCCACACCCACUUCCUGCCUGUAGAGGAAGCGGCUGUGCCAGCAUGUCCUCUCAUCCCCAGUCUGUGCCAUCGGGCCGGAGGACUGUGGACACACGGCACCUGCCAAACCCUGCCACUUUACCACUGCAGCUGCAGCGGGCACACACGGAAGUGGGACUGGUGGACUACCACUCUCAUCAUGCCAGGGACUACAGCUCCCACCUGGCCCAGCCACAUCGCCGUCGGCCUUCCUUACUUUCAGAGUUUCAGCCUGGGAAUGAGAGAGGACAAGAGCAGCACAUCCGCUAUGAGCACAUCUACCUGCCAGAGCCCAGCCAAUCAGAGGUGGAGUAUGCAGAGAUCAAAAGGCCUCGAUUAGAUAUGGGACCAGAGUCUCUGAUGAGGCCCUCAUCCCACCGGGCAGCGUUGCCCCUGGGAGCAGCCGAGGACAUAGCAAAGGAGCGUGGAAGUGCCAUGGGGAAACUAGAGCCGAUCUCCCCUGUGAGCCCGGUCCAUAUGGACCCUGAUUUGGAUCUGGUGCCGGCUCGCUUCUCCAAGGAAGAGCUGAUCCAGAACAUGGACCGUGUGGACAGGGAGAUCACCAUGGUGGAGCAGCAGAUCUGCAAGCUUCGAAAGAAACAGCAACAACUGGAGGAGGAGGCUGCAAAGCCCCAUGAGCCAGAGCGGCCCAUCUCGCCGCCCCCCAGUGAGGCCAAGCACCGUAGCCUGGUGCAGAUCAUCUACGAUGAGAACAGGAAAAAGGCAGAAGAAGCUCACAGGAUCCUGGAGGGACUGGGACCCAGGGUAGAACUGCCUCUGUACAAUCAGCCUUCUGAUACCAAGCAGUACCAUGAGAACAUCAAAAUAAACCAGGCGAUGAGGAAGAAGCUCAUCUUGUACUUCAAGAGGAGAAAUCAUGCUCGUAAACAGUGGGAACAGAAGUUUUGCCAGCGCUACGACCAGCUGAUGGAAGCCUGGGAGAAGAAAGUGGAGCGCAUUGAAAACAACCCGCGGCGCCGAGCCAAGGAGAGCAAGGUGCGGGAGUACUACGAAAAACAGUUCCCAGAGAUCCGCAAGCAAAGAGAGCUGCAGGAGCGCAUGCAGAGCCGUGUUGGUCAGCGAGGAGGUGGGCUGAACUCGUCUGCAGCUCGCAGUGAACAUGAAGUCUCUGAGAUCAUUGAUGGACUAUCAGAGCACGAGAACACGGAGAAGCAAAUGCGGCAGCUGGCGGUCAUCCCUCCUAUGCUGUUUGACGCCGAGCAGCAGCGCAUCAAGUUCAUCAACAUGAAUGGAUUGAUGGACGAUCCCAUGAAGGUGUACAAGGACCGGCAGGUUAUGAACAUGUGGAGCGAGCAGGAGAAGGACACCUUCAGAGAGAAGUUCAUUCAGCACCCCAAAAACUUUGGUCUGAUUGCGUCAUUUCUGGAGAGAAAGACGGUGGCCGAGUGUGUUCUCUUUUACUACCUGACCAAAAAGAAUGAAAACUAUAAGAACAUAGUGCGGAGGAACUACAGGCGUCGAGGAAGAAGCCAGCACGGCCAGCAGCAGCAGCAACAGCAGCAGCAGGUGAGCCGCAGCAGCCAGGAGGACAAGGAGAAGGAGGAGAAAGAGAAGGAGGCCGAGAGGGAUGAAGACAAAAAUGAAGCUGAGGAAAAGGAGGAUGGAAUGAAGGAUGACACCUCUGGAGAAGAUGCAGAGGACAAAGAGCCCGCUGUGGCUUUCAAGGGUCGACGCACCGCCAACAGCCAGGGGCGCCGCAAGGGCCGCAUCACCCGCUCCAUGACCAGCGAAGUGGAGGAGACCACCACGCCGCCACUCAACAAUGAGCUCGCCAAUCUGGAGAUGAAUGAGAGCUCUCGUUGGACUGAAGAAGAGAUGGAAACUGCCAAAAAAGGCCUUCUCCAGUAUGGUAGGAAUUGGUCCGCCAUCGCCAAGAUGGUGGGAUCGAAAACCGUGUCUCAGUGCAAGAACUUCUACUUCAACUACAAGAAGAGGCAGAAACUGGAUGAGAUUCUGCAGCAGCAUAAAAUAAAAUCAGAGAAGGAACGAAAAGCGCGUCGUAGGGGCAAAGCCCUGCAGAACGAGGAGGCCAGUGCCCAGUAUCCUGCAGAGGAGGAGGAGAUGGAGGGUUCAGGAGCCAGCGGUAACGAAGAGGAGGCCCCUGAAGAUGGAGAAGUUGGAGCCAACAACAGCUCCGACACGGAGAGUUUGCCCUCGCCACACUCAUCAGAGGACAGCAAAGCAAAGGAGGAAGGCUCAAGCAGGUCAAAGGCCAGUUCCGGCGGCGGGGACAAGGAGGCAUCUGGGUCUGACUCGGCCCAGGCGGGGGAUGAGAAACCUCCUGUUAAGGAGGAUGCAGACUCAGCCAUCAAGCAGGAGAUAAAGACUGAGAUUGUGGAGCCCAACAAGGAGCAGCCAGCACCGCCCAGCGAUGCCUCAGAUAGAAAACCUCCUACUGCGGAGACGGACGAGGUCAAAGUCUCCACCAAGAGCUCCAAGAAGGACCACGGGGCCAAAACAGGCUCCCAUGGGGACAGUGACUCUAGUGCCACAUGUAGCGCUGAUGAAGUGGAGGAGACAGACAACGUGGAUAAGAGCAGGAUGACCUCUCCACGGCCAGUCCUGCUGAAGUAUCCUCACGAUGGAGUCAUAUCCUCCCCACUGCAGAAGCCCAUGGACCUGAAGCAGCUCAAACAGCGGGCUGCUGCUAUACCUCCUAUUAUGCCAGAAGCCUCCGCACAGGGCGGUCAGCGGAGUGGGGGCGUUAAGGCAGUGCUGCCCCCGCAUGCCCUGGCUCUGUACCAGCAGCAGAUCACCAUGGCUCAUGGGGAGUCCUCUCAGGAGGUCAAACAGCAGCAGCAGCCAGGCAAACAGCAGCCUUACAACCCACAGGCAGAGAGAGACAGGGAGGCUCUUCAUAGCAGCAGCCCUCGUGUUCGCCCUCGCAGCCCCUCCACCGGUGACAAGGAUGAAAAGUCGCGGUCGUUCUCUCCGCAUGGUGAAGCCAAGAAGCAGGCGCUGGGCCCCGAUGACCUGAGGACUUCUAACUUGGGUCGGCCGGUCCUCUCCCCCUACCCGCCGAUGUCCCCGCGAGACAUGGCCAAGAUCAGUCACGACCAGCACCUGCUCCACUUCAGCACGUUCCAACAAGCAGGCCACCCCUCCCUCGCCGGCCUGCCACAGGACGGCGGUCGGCUAGCGGCAGUGAGGCCGCUCAUGAUGCCCGAGCCACCGCCACUGAUUUCCUCCAGCAAGCCAGGAGGCUCCAUCACGCAGGGCACCCCGGUGCAGCUGCACAGCCCAGCUCAUGGGCUGGACCACGGGAAGAUGACGCCCACGCAGAUGGGCUUGUCUUGGAUGGAUCAGAGGAAAGUGGGUCCUUUCCCUGUGGUGAAACAGGAACAGUUGUCCCCUCGCAGCUCGUCCUCCCAGGCUGACAGCCUGUCCACCCAGGGGACGCCUCAUGAUGGUGCUGCUGGACGUGCUUCUAUCUCAGCUGUUCAGGGUGGGAGCAUCACUAAGGGCAUCCCAGGGACCAGAAUGCAUCCCGAUUCCUCCAUCUCCUACCGAGGGGGCUCCAUCACUCAGGGGACGCCGGCUGACGUGCUGUAUAAGGGAACCAUAACCCGUCUGAUCACAGAAGACAGUGCCAGUCGGGCUGAGAGGGAGCGGGACGAGGCGCUGUCGAAAGGCCAGGUGGUCUACGAGGGCAUCAGCGGCCACAUUCUCACAUACGACCGCUCAUCGUCUCAGACCCCUAAAGAUGAGGGCCGAGGCUCUGGGCAGCCUGGGGAAAUUCUGGGUCUGAAGCGUCCCUAUGACGUCAUGGAGGGGGGCAUCUCUAGAGGGCUGCCUAUGAGGGAUUCACUGUCCGCUGCCAACUGUGAGGGCCUGAUUGGUCGAGCCAUGCCUCAUGACAGGGACAGCCCGCACCACACGCCCUACAAGGACGCCCAUCACAUCCGUGGUUCCAUUUCACAAGGUAUACCUCGUCAUCUGGACCCUCAGGACGGCUACCUGAGGAGGGAGGCGAAGCAGAUGAAGCGAGAGGGCUCCCCACCCCGUGGGCCCGGCUCGCUUUCUGACCCGAUGAAAGGCAGGGAGGGAAUGGUGCCCACGGUGAAGGAGGCCGGCCGCUCCAUUCACCUCAUCCCCAGGGAGGAGCUCAGACAGCCUGGCAAGGAGGGCAUCAUAGCACAGGGAACACCUCUGAAGCAGGAGGCGGCUGGUUCAGGGAAACGUCACGAUGUUCGCUCCAUCAUAGCCAGUUCACCACGUUCCUACCACAACGCCCCCUCCCACCUGGACAGGGGUCGCUACGAAGAGGCACCAAAAGGGCGGCCCAGCGCGGUGGUCAGUACAGCUAGCCCCAUAGCCCGCUCUUCUCCCCUGACACUGGGGUCAGAGCAGGGAAGCAAGGCCCAUCAUAGUCCAGUGGGCUACGAGGACAAAGGGGCCUUAAGGACUGCUUACCCUGGACCCUCACAUCGUGGCUCCCCGCUGUCCAGGGAGGCCAGCCAAAGGCAGCAUGAUGGUUCCAGUAAGAAUCCACCCCAGGAGCGUAAAGCCACACCAACCCCCAGAGAAAUGAGUGCGACCAAAUCACCACUCCCAGGUGUUCCAGAUCAGCAGACCUAUGAGCGUCUGCUGCAGGGUCUCGGAGCUGCAGACGUGUACCGUCAAAUCCCCUUGGCCUUCGAUCCUGCAGCGCUGCCCCGUGGAAUCCCCAUCGAUCCCGCAGCCUACUACCUGCCUCGCCACCUGGCCCCCAACCCGGCAUACCCUCAUCCCUACCCAUACCUCAUCCGUGGCUUUCCUGACACUGCAGCCCUGGAGAACCGCCAGACGCUGCUCAACGACUACAUCACCUCCCAGCAGAUGCACCAGUGGCCUGCAGCUGCUGCCAUGGCCGCCCAGCGCUCAGACCUGCUGAGGGGCCUCACUCCACGAGACCAGCCCCUUCCUCUGCCCUACUCUGCAGCCCCGCGUGGGAUCAUCGAUCUUUCUCAGGUGCCACACUUACCUGUCCUGGUCCCUCCCUCUGCAGGGGCAGCUAGCUCCCCAAUGGAUCGCAUCACCUACAUCCCCGGGGGAAGCACCACCUUCCCCGGCAGGCCUUACAAUACCUCCCCCAUCUCACCUGUUGGAUCGUCACACAUGACCAAGAUGCAAAGCGCAUCUUCAGACCGCGAGCGGGAAAGAGACCGCGAGCGCGACAGAGAGAGGGACAGGGACAGGGAGAGAGACCGAGAGCGGGAGAGAGAGAGGGAGCGUGAACGGGACCGCGAGAGGGACCGAGACAGAGACCGGGAGAGGGACCGAGACCGAGACAGAGAGCGCGACCGGGAGAAGGGCGGCUCACUGGGAAAUGUGGAGCACGCUCCCAUCUGGCGACCAGGUACAGAGCACAGCUUGGCAAGCAGCAGCGGCGGCGGCAUGAGACCUUCUUCCCAACCAUACGGCCACCAGCACUCCCCAGUGUCCCCCCGCACACAGGAGAACGUGCAGCAGAGACCAAGUGUCCUGCACAACGCCGGCGGCAAGAGUCUUUCUGUCAGCGAACACUCCAGCUCAUCUGUGUUUCGGUCCGUGUCCUCGGGGCAAGCCCGCUACCAGGGUUACCCCGGCCACCUCACCCAAAGGACCAGUGUGCCCCCAGACGCCUACCCACCCGCCAUGGAGUCCAGCGUGGCCAAGGAGCAGAGUCGCGAUGGAGGCAAAAACAGGGGAGGUCUGCCCAAGCACGUGCAGGACCAACACGGGCCCUCCAGUAAAUGUGACCCCAAGCUGCCCAGCCCCAGCCCAGGAGGACUAUAUCCAGGUUCCUACCCGUCGGUUUCAGGCCGCUCGCAACACCUGCUGCCUCCCCAGUCGGAUAACCCUCCCGGCCGUGGAGAAAGUACACCUAGUAGGGAAAAGACUCAAAACAAACCGAUGUCCUUUCAGGAACAAGAGCUCCGAGCACUCGGUAAGACCACCAUGACUGCGGCCAACUUCAUAAACGCGAUUAUUAUGCGUCAAAUUUCUUGUGAAACGGGGAUGCCAGAGACGGGCUCGCUUGUUGCCAGCAGCGCCACUGAUGCUCAACAGAAGAUGGAGCCACACGGUCUGUAUCGUCCUCCCUCUGAGGAGGGACUGUCCCCGGGCCAGCAGCCCCCGUCCCCCUGUGUCAAAGGCAGCCAGCGGGUGGUCACCCUGGCUCAGCACAUCAGCGAGGUGAUAACUAAAGACUACACCAGGCAGAGCCAGCAGCAGCAGGGCUACCACGGCUCUCCUGUCCUGGACCUGACCCGUCCACCCAGUGCCUCCCAGCCCCCACCCACCUCACAGGAGUCCGCCCAAGGACCCCGAUAUCCGGAGGGGCUCGGUGGAGAACGCAGCAGAGACCUGUCUCCUCCUCAGCCCAAGACAUCACCUGUCAGCGUUUCCAAUGAUGGCAUAGAACCAGUGUCUCCUGCAGGGGCCAACUCGGAGCCUGAAGUCCAGGGAGGGGUCUCCUACCCCCACGAGCAGGGAGAGCACGGAGUGGGCUCCCGUUCUCCACCCAACGCCUCCCAGCCUCCAGCCUUCUUCAGCAAGUUGACCGAGAACACCUCAGCUAUCGUCAAGUCAAAGAAGCAGGAGAUGAUCAAGAAGAUGACUGUGGUGGGCAACGAGGGCGAGUUCAACGCAGGACAGCCGGGAACAGAGAUCUUCAACAUGCCGGCGUCUACAGCUGCAGGACCCGUGAGCGUCCGCUGCCACCCGGUUCAAGAGGCACCUGGUAACUCAAUAGGCCUGGAGGCCAUAAUCAGGAAGGCCUUAAUGGGCAAAUACGAUGACCAGUCGGAGGAACGCUCUCCAUCCAACGCCGCUAACCCGCUGGGCGCCGGCAUGUCUGCUGUGGCUGUAGCCGACGGACGUGUUGAGGACUUUUUCUCACAGGGGGGAGGAAAGUCCUCCAAGGGCAGCGGCCGCUCAAACGGGAGGAAGGCCAAGUCUCCGGGACCAGGCAUGUCAGGGGGGGAGAGACCGUCCUCCGUGUCCUCGGUCCACUCUGAGGGAGACUGCAACAGACGAACUCCUCUCACCAACCGAGUCUGGGAGGACCGGCCCUCGUCCACAGGUUCAACUCCGACUCCCUUCCCGUGUAACCCACUGAUAAUGCGUUUCCCCAGCGGGACAGUAUCCGCUCCGUCCCCCUCCUCUGGCCAGCCGGGGGGCCCGGGCCUGGGAUUAGGACCCGGCCAGGGCCGGCCCUGGGAGGAGGAGCCCAAACCUCUGCUCAUGUCUCAGUACGAGACCCUGUCUGACAGCGAGUGAGCCGAAAGUCUGUCGUACCGCAGGAGCCGCUAGCACACACACACACACACACACACACACACACACACACACCUGCUGAGGCGUCGUCACCCCCACCUGCACCAUUCCACUCGGCUUUUCCUCCAUCAGUCAGGAUCGUGUCGUCCUCUCACACACCUGAGCUGGAACACUGUGUGUGUGUGUGUGUGUGUGUGUGCGUGUGCGUUUACACUUACGUGUUAUGCGUUCACUCCGGGACUCAUCUAAAGGACAAAUCACUUUCUUUUUAACUGUACUACUUUUCCCUCACUGGCCUUAUCGAUGCGGACAGAUGGACCUGCGCCUCUCAGGUGCGCCGCUCCGCUGUGCUGACACUCGUGUGGACUGGACUCUGAGGUGCUGCUGGUCCGGUCAGGAGCCUCACCAUACAUUCUGAUCUGACCCCAGAGCCCACACAGCGAGGACCUUCUGGUGUUUUCUCGUGCAGGUGGCCUCGACCGACGAGAACACGCGUGAGUGGAUGGAGGAGAAUCAACAUCCUGUUUUGUUUUUUUGUUUUGUUUUUUUUUUCUUUACUUCCCCCCCAAUCAGUCGAGUCCUGUGUUUGGAUCAUGAGCUGAGACCUUUAAGUACGUUCUGAUGGUGAACCUUUGGUGUCAUUUGUUGUCUAUUAUCUGCAAUGAUGUAUCUUUUGUUGGGCGCGGGGGUGCGGUGGUUGUUCUGUGGGAGGGUCAUAUCUUUGGUUUACAGGGUAAACAUGCUGUUCAUUGCUGAUGUCAUAUUUUAGGGAGGGUCCUGAGGAGCAGCUGACUUCAGGAGAGAUGAUUUGCCAGACGGAUGGCACUGAAACAAGUGACACUUUCUCACUGUUUUUAUAUUAACCAUGUCUGUGUUUGUUGAAACAGUCUUUGGAUAUUAAGCACUUAGUUGUCAAUCUGUUCACAACAGCAUUUUUAAGAAUCUGUGUUGGAAAACGGACUGUAGAAACACCACCGCGGAGGUAUCCUUCUGUUUUUUUUUGGUCCUGCCACCGAUAUCCUUCAUCGCUCCCACACUCAAAGCGACAAUCACAUUCUGGUGAACGACGAUGACGCCGCUUCGAGCAGGUGCAGGCCAACCUUAAAGCUGCUUGAAGGCCGACUCCUCAGCAUCACUUUGGAGUUCGCCUGCGUUUGAAGAGGUGACAAACAAACAAAGCCAUCUUCCUGCGACUCCCUCGCUCCAUGCUAGCAUCCCGUCGAGGAGCUGUCGUGUGACGGUCUGACCUCCGACCGUUCGCUGCUUCGACGAGGAGCUCAGUUCCUCAUCCAGGCAGAUUUUUGUACAGUUAUGAGAUACUCUUAGUGUUAAGUGCCAUUUAUUUUACAUAUACAGUACUGAAGUUACCAAGUGACGCACAAGUUUUCUUUUAAGCCCCACCCCCAUGACAGGGUUUAUUCUGUCCACGCAGGGAAAUCUGAAAACAAAAGCGUAAAUGAAACGUCCUUUCUCGUGCUUUUUUUUUUUUUGUUCCAAAUCCAUCACAGCCUUAGCUUUUUAACUGAAGACGGCGCCUGCAUCAGACCUUCUUCAAGUGUACUUCAUUGCCCCCCCCACCCCCCACCCCCCGGGUCCGUGCUGGUUGGAGGAGGUCAAGGGAAAGCCAUUCGGAAGCUGCAAGUUUUACAUCAGUGCUCACAUUUUACGGCAGUAUUUCAACGGUCGGUGGUUCCGAAAGACGUUACCUCUGUGUCUGUGCUUCGUUUUGUCCCAGUGGAUUCUCAAACAUGACUGUUAAUAGGACUACCUCCUCUCACUGCUCGAAUCAUCCAGCAUCGCGCUGCAGUUGCACAAAGCUCAGCCGUGUUUCUGUCCUUUCUGUCAAGACUGAGGGUUCGUAUUUCCACUACAGCCAGCUCUCUGCGCGUCUCGUUUAUCCACUGAUGAAGUUUAAGAAUGUGACGGCAAACAGACUAAGCCAUAUCCAGCUGUCCCCUGAAGCGACGACGGGCUGAUGUGUUGUUUUUAAAAACAUACUGAAAUGAAUUUUAACAUGCGUCUGUUUUGUUUUGGGGUUUUUUUUUUUGUCCUUAACGUCGUUUGAAUUUCAGCCACAUCACCAAUCAAAAGAUAGUCAUUUAACACACAAAAGCUGGUAGCUCAUGUGUUCACUGUCCAAGCGUGGGUUGUGGGGCGUGGGAUUGACAUCAUAAACCGUACAUUGUUCAACCAUUUUGUGCAUAAUGAUUUUUUUUUUAUUAUUAUAACCCACUGUAUAAUAGCAAGGAUUGUAUAUAAAACUGAAGAGAUGUAAAUAUUUAUGUGGCUUGCUUCAAGGUUGGUAUUACAGAAAAGAAAAGGAAAAAAAACAAAAGAAAUAUUCACAUGGUUAAAUUCUACAUGCCCACCAGCAAGCUUUGUGGAUAGCAGUGUAAAAAUGAAAACAAAAAAGACACUGCCUUAAUGUUUAAAUAAAAAGCUUAUUGCCAUU
Molecule: messenger RNA, 10147 nt
Organism: Scatophagus argus
Lineage: Eukaryota; Metazoa; Chordata; Actinopteri; Scatophagidae
Gene: ncor2
Product: nuclear receptor corepressor 2
Exons: 46
Coding region: 460-7698 (2412 amino acids)
Biological process (GO): negative regulation of transcription by RNA polymerase II
Molecular function (GO): transcription corepressor activity
Source: RefSeq, a predicted model, not a curated record